Trichomycterus rosablanca is the source of this 3768-nucleotide messenger RNA. It is a transcript of the gene intu, whose product is annotated as inturned planar cell polarity protein. Gene Ontology annotation, cellular component: cytoplasm; cilium. Lineage: Eukaryota; Metazoa; Chordata; Actinopteri; Siluriformes; Trichomycteridae. The record is from RefSeq and is a predicted model, not a curated record. Gene Ontology annotation, molecular function: protein binding. The transcript has 17 exons. Bases 1 to 2853 code for a protein of 950 amino acids. Gene Ontology annotation, biological process: vesicle-mediated transport; nervous system development; cilium assembly.
AUGGCGGCUAAAGAGUUUAAUAAACGAUUCGAGGAGCAUUCCGUCUGCAGCGUGAUUAAAGAGAGCGGAGAGAACGACGAGGAUGGUCAAGACACACUAUCCAUAUCAUCAUCAGCGUCCAGUUACACAGACUGCUCAGAUGAACUUGAGCCCGAGUGGCUGGACGAAGUUCAGAAGAACGGCGAGCUCUUCUAUCUGGAGCUGAGUGAAGGUGAGGAGGAAUGCCUACUUGCCCAGACCACCACCACUCACUCUGUCACCACCAAUCAUGUGCGCUUCAGUGAAAAAGAGGCGGAGAUCAUCAGUGAUGAAGGCGUAAAUAAACGUACAGUCUCCAACAGGAAAUCAGAACCAAAACUCAAGAGGCUUGCCAAGAUUCUGAGACGUAAACGACGUCCAUCUCAUAGUAGCAGGACAGAUGGGAAAGGUGACGGGUCUUCUCAGCGGCCUACCUCUAUAUUGAAAAACCAGAACGGGCAUCGGACAGGACUGGUGGUGCAACAGCCGUAUCUGAAGGAUGUGUGUGUCUAUGUAAACCCUAAACGUUUGGGCACUAUGUCACCUUACCCCUCAGAGAGAGGAGGCUUGCUGGAAGCCUUGUUGGGAGUAGUCCUCCAGGGAGGGGAUGAUAUGAGCCGUCAGGGGGAAAGACUCGUCAUCCAUGGGCUGGUACCCAACAGUCCCGCUAGCAAGUGUGCACAGAUUUUAAUAGGUGAUGUCCUUAUUGCUGUUGAUGAUGUGGACGUUACAUCAGAGAAUAUUGAAAGAGUGCUGUCAUGUAUUUCUGGCCCAACUCAGGUGCAGUUGACUCUGGAAACUGGCAUUCAGGGAAGUGCUGACCAGGUGAUGUCCAGGCCAAGAAAUACAGCCCCUGUCAGUCAGCUGGUGCGCCUCCUGUGGGGGGAGGAUUCGACAGAGCUGCAGAUGAGUGUAGCGCAUAUCCCUCACAUCGUCAUGUACCUGUCACUCAAACUGGACUCAGAGUCGCCUCAGGAUGAGCAGGAGAUCCUGUAUCAGUACCCACUUUCUGAAGCAGCUGCACAGUUAAAGGGAGUGAGAGGAAUUUUCCUCACCUUGUCUGAUAUGCUAGUAAACGUCACUGGAGGACAGAUAGUCAGUUCUUCUUUGUUGCUCAGUAAACAGUUGAUACACGUGGCUUACUGGAAGGAAGGAGACAAUCUGCUGGUGAUCGGCCUUCCUGCUGACAGGGUGCCACUGUUGCAUCUACAAACUGUUAUGGAAGGAGUAGUGCGAACUCUCCGGGUCAUGUAUGGCUCUCUGGACAGUGCCUUCAGUGAGGUGGAGAACACUUCUCGACUGGAUCAUUUCUUCUGUCUGUUCUUCCAGAGGCUUAUCCAACCAUCUCAGUUAUGUGACAGCACCUGCUCCUCCCUCAAAGACCUGUCUGAGACCCUCUUCCUGGAUGGCUUACCUGCUGUACGCUGGCUUACUUUACCACCAGACAUUAAGGUGGAGGUGGAUACUGUUCUGUCUGACUUCGAGUCAUCAGAUUUUGGUGACAUGUCAGAAGACUUCUAUGGCAUGAGGCGUCUGUAUGUAAUCUUGGGUUCCUGUCUCUUCUACAAGGGUUAUCUGAUAGCGAACCACCUCCCAAAGGAGGACCUGUUGGAAGUGUGUCUGUACUGCCAACACUACAGUCUGUUGACGCUUGGUGCAGAGCAGCGUGUGGGUCAGCUGGUGGUGUGGAGGGAGGUGUUUCCUCAGCACCACACACAACCGACCCCCAGCACCUUUCAUUCUACCUCCCGUCUGGGCUACUGUGAGCCCCACAGCCGCUACUUUCUUCUCAUUGUAGGCCUGAAACACUUUAUGCAGUGUGUGUUACUGGAGGCCGGCGGAUGUGCGUCUCCCGCUCUUGGAUCUCCGGGUCCGGACUGCAUCUACGUUGACCAGGUCAAAGCGACUCUUAUGCAGCUUGAGAGUAUCAGCUCAGCUUUUGAAGAACGUCUCGCCGCUCCCUCUAUCCCCUGUCUGUCCUGCGCUGACUGGUUUCUACCUCAUGCUGGGCGGGAUCGGCAGGACAGGAUCGGCAGCUCACCCAUCCUCAACCGGUUAACCGCAGCGAUCAAGCCUCCUUCUCCCGGAACGAUCGGUCGAAGUCUGUUUGGAGAGGCCGGGUCUGGGCUGAAGGGCAGGAAGCCAAGCCCGCAGAGGAAUGCAUCAGACAGUGGGAGUGAAGGCAGGGGUGAGCAGGGUGAGGCUGGGCAGAGGGUGCCACUUGCUGGAACACGCAGGGACUCACUGGGGUCUGGAGGUUCGGACGGUAGCGGUGGCAGUGGAGGACUGUUCAAGGUACCCAGACUUAAGCAGCAGAACCCGUUCUAUCUCGGUUCAUUGAGAAAAAGUCUGACUAACAGAGAGAGCGAGGAGAUGCAGAACACACUGAAGCUUACAGCGGGUUUGGAGAACACUCUCUUUCACUACGUUUUAAUGGAGACGGUGCAGGGCAUCUUUAUUGCACCAACACACAGAGAAAUAUCCCAGCUCAACGGCUCCAUCCACCCUCAGCUCAUCCGGAAUUUUCACCACUGCUGCCUUUCCAUACGCCACGCCUUCCAGCAGAGCCUGUCUCCACAGCAGAAGCAACAAGGAGCUGAAAGGCCACCUUCUUCUGGAGGUCUUGGUCCAAUCAAAGAACACGGCAUUUUGUUCCAGUGUAAACCUGAGAACUGGACCGACCAGAAGAAACCUCCACCAACCAUGAACUACUGGGUUAUUGGGCGGAUGGUGUUAGAACCUGUUCCUCAGGAGUUCUACGUGUGUUUCCAUGAUUCAGUACCAGAAGUGCCUGUUGAGAUGGCCUUUAGACUCUCAUUCGGCCUGACCAUGUAAAGGAUUCUCAGACUGAUAUGGAAAUUAUGUUGGGUUGAAGUAAAAGACAUGCAGCACGUCCAAUUUCGUCCCAUCUAUCAUCCUCUCAUUACUGCGGAUUCCUGCUCCUGAUUGGGGCUGACGAGGCCGUUCCACGCCUCCUCCGAAAUGUGCACAGUGGGUCUUAUCACCCACACUUGACGAGUGCAGCGUGGCAGAGUACCGUGCACGGAGGAUCACACACUCCGCCACACCCCCUCCCGUCUCCAUACAGGCGCCACCAACCAGCCAGCAGAGGGCGCAACCGCCCCGUACCUGAGAGAGCAUCCCCUACGGUCUCAAGUCCCGCCCCCCACCCGGACAACAGGCCAAUCGUUGUCCAUAGCCGCCCAGCCUCGACCGUGAAGGCAGAGCUGGAUUCGAAACGACGCUUCUUCGAAAUCCAGACGCUCCUUCGAAAUCCAGCUCUGGUUGCAUCGCGUGUCUUUUACCGCUGCGCCACCUGAGCGGCCCGCCAAAUGUUUUUAAUGCUGAUUUCAUUUAAUGAGGGAAAAUGCUGUUCAGCUGUUCAGAGAGAUAUAGGUUUCGUACAAGUCUUGAUAUUUUAACACAUGAAAUGUUCAUUUAAAACAGUAUUAUGUUGUUUUUAUCUCAUAAUAAAAUGAUUUGGAAUAUCUAAAACAUUUAAAUGUGACAAAUUAGCAAAAAAUGUAAGAUAUCAGGUCAGGGACAAAUACUUUUUAACAGUGCUGAAUAUACAUUUUACUAUGCAUUAAGUGGCCUUUAUAAUGCUGGACCAAAUACAGUAAACUUUAUGAGCAUAACUAUGCACAUGCUGCUGACAUUAUAAAACUUUAUAUGGACCAACUUUAACAUUCAUUUGUAUGAUUGGAAGAGAUCAUUAAUAUGGAAGAAGAUUUAUUUAAGAUGCACCAG